Molecule: messenger RNA, 2169 nt
Organism: Nycticebus coucang (slow loris)
Lineage: Eukaryota; Metazoa; Chordata; Mammalia; Primates; Lorisidae
Product: nuclear envelope pore membrane protein POM 121C-like
Exons: 1
Coding region: 1557-2135 (192 amino acids)
Biological process (GO): protein import into nucleus; RNA export from nucleus
Cellular component (GO): nuclear pore
Molecular function (GO): structural constituent of nuclear pore
Source: RefSeq, a predicted model, not a curated record
UUUCAGAGUCCUCACAAUAAACAGAUUUUUAUUUUGUGAUUUCAUUUGACUGCUGAUAUAGCUGGGAAUAAAUCAGACACUGGUUAAAGAAAAAGAAUCGAGUUUGAAAUAAUUGCUCUACUAUUUUCCAGAAUUUGAUUUUCCUGGUGAGAGGGACAAGGCAAUCUAAUUCUUAUCUCUCCCACUUACACACUCCCAGAAGCCUUUAGGAUGUCCUCUUUAUCCCUGGUAUAUUGAAAUUGUGACAUUAUACGUGGACACCCAGCUCUGCAUCCUUCUCCAUUGUUCCUGUUUGACACUUAUACACAUGUUUUGAUUCCGGCUCCUGUCUUGUUUCAGUACAAUAACAUUUCAGAUUUUCUCUGGAUAGUGGUGUCUUCAUCCUUUGAAAUGCCAAUUAUAAGAAUUAAAACUUCCUUGACUAAUUCUCCUCAUCAUUCUACUUUUCUUUCGUCCAGUUUCCCAUUAGUACUCUGAGGAAUGCAUCGUGUCCUUGGACAAUGUCUACUACAAGCUCUUUCUGUGGGUUUGUAACUAAUUAGAAUAUGUGGCAGUUAGCUAUAGCUGCAUAACAAAUAACCACAGAACUCAAGGAUAUUGAACAAUGAAUAUUUCUUGUGCAUCACCAGGCUGGCUAGGAGAUGUGCUCUCUUCUGGCCUUGGCUAGGGCAGCUUAGUGUCACAAAUCCCUCAUCCUACACAGACUACAUGGCUGGACACCAUAUGUCUUCCCAGGGAUGACAGAAACUCAAGGUCAGCAGGCAAAAUGAUACCUUCACAGCAGCUUGCAUUUUGGCUGAUUUCCUAUCAACCAAAGCCAGACAUAUUCUGAGCUCGGGGUUGGAAAAUUACACCCACCUGCUGAGUAGGAGGGCAGUGCAAAGUCACAUGGCUGAGAUGGUGGAUACUGACAAGGGUGAAGAAUCAGGCCAUUAAUUUCAUCAUAGUCUGAGUAGUGUGUAAGCCCUCUUAUAGUACCCGUGCUGUCAACACCAGCUUCACAUGUGGAAAGAUGGACAACAUUGCACAUAUACAGGCCGAGAGUGAGUGCCAGGGCCAUCCUGGGUGUUUCUCCUCCACUUCUGCUCCACCUCCUGUGCUCCUGCUGUACCUGGUGCUGCCAGCAGGUGCUCAGGUCAGGCUGGUCAUGGAGGCUCCUGACGCUGGAACUUAGAACCUGGCGUGCUGAGCGCGCUGCUCAGAACACAGAACGUCAGCAAACACUGAUCCCUUCACCUUGGCAAAGUCUGUAGUCAACACAAACCUCCUAGAGUAGCGGACCCUAUUCAAAGGACCUGACCCUGCUGAACUGCCCUCAUGGGCAGUUACCUGGACAAAUCUGGCCCACAGCAGCCUGCCCCAGCUCAGCAGGGCAGGGACCUGCAGGAGAGGCCAGACUGCAGCCCACCUGCCUGGAUCCCACCUCCUGCUUGGGUGACCCAUCCUGUCCGCCAUAUUUACCCCUUGCUCCUCACUCCUCUGCUCCCCGCCUCCAGGAGGCCUUGCCACACAGACUGCAGGACAUCCUCAAAGCGCUACAUGAUGUUACCUCAAAGAUGGGAUCCACUUCGACAACCCGGGUAUUUCCGUGUGGGGGUACUUCCCAGGGUGUGCUGCAAUGGCUGCCCCAACAAGAAGACCCUGUUUGGCAUUUCAGGUGGGUGGGCAGCCCGGGGACUGUGAGGAUCCCCCUUCCUGACAGAAAAUGGACUCGUUCUGCAGGACCAGAGCAGGUGAUCAGCUCAGCACUGUCCUCACCAUCACGUUUUAUCCCUGACCCAAGUGCAAAUGAGACUGUCCCGAGUGCCCUCAAAGACAGGAUGAAAAAGACAAUGAGGGGAGAAGACCAAAUAUUUGCUGAUGGCCAGGAAAAUAAAAGAAGUUGCCAUGACAGAAGUGGGACUGGACAUUCAGCCCUUGAGCCCCUGGUGGCCAAAGGAAUCCCGGCACAUAUACAGGUGCCUUUGGUACCUAAGCCUGAGUCUCUGAAGAAAGGUCCUGAUUCCCAGAGCUCAGAGGACCCCUUGCAUAAGAGAUCAUGCACAUCUUCUGCGAGCUCCUUGGCCAGCACGUACACAUGUGGCGUCCCCGUCCCCAGAAGCAAUGCCAUUACCAGUUCCUACAGCUCUACCUGAGGCUUCUCAGAGCUCCAGAAGAGAAGCGGCCCCA